Molecule: messenger RNA, 1920 nt
Organism: Lindgomyces ingoldianus
Lineage: Eukaryota; Fungi; Ascomycota; Dothideomycetes; Pleosporales; Lindgomycetaceae
Exons: 3
Coding region: 106-1653 (515 amino acids)
Biological process (GO): intracellular mRNA localization
Cellular component (GO): ribonucleoprotein complex; endoplasmic reticulum; nuclear outer membrane-endoplasmic reticulum membrane network
Molecular function (GO): mRNA binding
Source: RefSeq, a predicted model, not a curated record
CGCUCGAUACCCACCGAGCUCCAAUUGCCCGCACCAACCCACCAACAACCCCCGGCAUCUCGCCAGAUUCUACUCCAUCAUAACACCACACUGCUGAGCGCCGCCAUGGCUGACGUCGCGACUCCUUCAGCUGCUAAAGUGGCCACCACCGAUGUUCCUAAAGGCAAGCAGCAGGUUGUCAAGCCAGAGAAGCCAGACGAGGAGACUUACAAGGAGGAGCUCGCCAAGGCUGAGAAAGAGCAUGCCGCUGCUCAGCAGAAGUUUAAUGCAGUCAAAGCUAAAUUCGACCUCGCCCGUCCCAACAACAAGGACUCACCCAAUGCGAAACGGCAACAAGAACUGAAGAGCGAGCUUGGUGCGAUCCGACAGACACAACAGGGCAACAAGUCGUCUCGAAAUGCUGUCCAUGAAAAGAUCAAAAAGCUCGACGAGCAGCUCAAAUCCCGUAUGAACGAGCUCAAGACCGCCCGCGGCCGUGUCAACUUUAAGUCCGUCGAGGACGUUGACCGAGAAAUUUCCCGGCUACAGAAGCAGGUCGACACAGGCACUAUGAAGCUGGUAGACGAGAAGAAGGCCCUUUCAGAGAUCUCCUCACUCAACAAGGCCCGCAAGAACUUCUCUGGAUUCGAUGCUCAACAGAAAGCUAUUGACGACUUGAAGAACCAAAUAUCAGAACAGAAGAAGCAGCUCGACGAUCCAGAACAAAAGGCACUCAACGAGAAGUACACCGCUCUACAAAAGGAAUUGGACGGCCUUAAAGGCGAGCAAGACGAAGCUUUCAAGAACAUGAAGGCUCUUAGAGACCAAACAGACAAAGCUCGUGCUGAGCAGCAGGAGAAGUUUUCAGCGAUGAAGCAGCUGAAGGACGCAUAUUACCAGCAAAAACGUGCUUUCGCAGACUACGAAUAUCAGGCCAAACAGGCGCGACGAGAGAAACACCGCCAAGAGCGCUUGGAGUGGGAGGCGAGCAAACGGAGAGAGACUGCCAACAAGCGCCUCGAGGAAGCUAGCGCCCCUGCUUACCACGACGAGAUUCUAACCGCCGAGGGUCUGAUCCGGUUCUUUGACCCAUCUGCACUGCCUGCAAAGGAGAUGACAGGCCCUAGCAAGUUUGCUGCAUCUGCACAACGAACGGUCGAUAACUCUGGACUAAAGGGAAUGAAGGUUAUGAAGAAAGACGACGAGGAGGACUACUUCGUCGGUGGAGGCGGAAAGAAAGGUAAAAAGGGGAAGAAGGGCGGCGCUGCUCCAUCGGCUCCCGCUGAAGGCAAAUUCAACCUCAGCAUUGGCGUCAUUGAAGAGCUCGCUAAAGUAAGCGUUGAUGCUCCUUCUAGCCAAGCAGAUGUUCCCUCCGUCGUUGAGAAGCUUCAAGCGAAGCUGAAACACUGGAGGGAAGACCAGGACCGAAAGACGAAAGAGAACAUUGCCAAAGCACAGAAAGAGAUCGACCGUCUUGAGACCGAGGGCUCGGAAGCAGAUCACGGAAGUAAGGACACACACCGAAAGCCUGCCGAGAAGAACCAAGGCAUUAAUGGUGACUCAGUCUCAGCUGCCGCUGAGCUUCAACAAGAGAAAGAUGCAGAGGCCGAUGCUGCCGAAGAGAUGAAGAAGGCUAGUCUUGAGGACAAGGCAGACGAGGCAGUUGAAGUCUGAUCUACAGGCACGAUAUAUACGACGCAUCGGAGAAGGUACCUCAAAAGUUGUUUUAUCAUCUAGGAUAUUCUACGAACCAGGGCGGGGGCAACUGGUCUCAUCUUCAGAACAGCGAUAUUGAUUUUCCCGUUCAGACAUAUGGGCCGGAGCCGGCAAUUUUUUUUCGUUCGCAAACGUUCACCUUUGAGUCCCGCAGGCUGUACUACUCAACUCGACCGUUACUGUGUAGAGCAGCUGGAUAUCUAUCAAAAAUGCCAUUGCAAUUCC